This is a messenger RNA of Branchiostoma belcheri (Belcher's lancelet), 2254 nucleotides long. RefSeq lists its product as uncharacterized. The transcript has 13 exons. Bases 99 to 1604 code for a protein of 501 amino acids. Gene Ontology annotation, cellular component: mitochondrion. NCBI's taxonomy places the organism in Eukaryota, Metazoa, Chordata, Leptocardii, Amphioxiformes, Branchiostomatidae. The record is from RefSeq and is a predicted model, not a curated record.
UGCUACUUUUACUGUGCAGCCACCUUUGACCCCAAAAUAAAGCUGAGGAAAGCUGCUUUGAACCAAUUUUGCCCAGAAAACUCGGCAUAUCUUGCUAAAUGCUCGCUGCCGCUCAUCUCCUUCGGUUUGUAACGGCUCCACUUGCCCGCCACAUCCACAUGUCUCGCCCAGCGAGCGCCAAAGUUGCUGUGGUCUUGUCAGGAUGUGGGGUAUACGAUGGCAGUGAGAUCCAUGAGGCGUCAGCAGUGAUGGUGCACCUGAGUCGGGGCGGGGCUGAUGUGGCCGUCUUCGCACCAGAUGUGGACCAGAUGCACGUCAUCGACCACACCAAGGGGCAGCCAGCCGAGGAGAAGAGGAAUGUCUUGGUUGAGUCAGCCAGGAUUGCCCGAGGGAAGAUUGCAGCCCUGUCUACGUUAGAUGUGGGCGGCCAUGACGCUGUCAUCCUCCCUGGAGGCUUUGGAGCUGCAAAGAACCUAUGCACCUUUGCUGUUGAUGGGCCUGACUGUAAAGUCAACCCUGAAGUGGAAAAAACUAUCAAGUCUUUUCAUGAUGCCAAGAAACCUAUUGGACUCUGCUGUAUUGCCCCAGUGUUGGCAGCAAAGCUGAUCCCUGGCUGUUCUGUAACUGUGGGAAAUGACCAGGAGGAAGGGGGGAGGUGGCCGUAUGCUGGAACAGCUGGAGCUGUUGGAAAGAUGGGAGCUACCCACAUCAGGAGAGAUGUCAAUGCAAGCAAAGACUCCAGAAAGAGUCACUCCAGUCUAAAUGAGGAUGAAGAGGCGAUAGCUAACGAGAAGGAAGGAUCCCUGGCAUGGAAAGUUCUGCACAUCUCUCAAGUCAGGACCCUGCUGGAACUGAACGUAGACCAGGUGCAUUUGAAAAUGGCAGACCUGUUGAACCUGAAGGACCAUGCAGUCAACCUCCAGGAGGCAGCUGUGCUGGAUUACUACGUCGCUGGUUUCUGGUGGGCCAAGGAGCAGAGCUUCACACUCCAACAGAUCUCAGGUUUCAUCACAGCCCUCAGCAUCUUACUGGAGAACAUCAGAGAAAAGCAGAUGUCCCUUGUGGACAACCUUAAGGAGCUUAAGAAGAUGUUGGUUGGGAUUGGACAGGAGAACCCAGAGGUGACUGGAGGUCUGGAUUUCUUCAACACAGACCAGGCCAAACUACUGACUAACUACAUCACAGAGAGCCUGUUCCACCACUACAAGUUGUACCAGUACAUGUUCUCUCUGGAGCAGGAUGAGAUGGUGAUCGGUACUGAGCUGUCCGUCGAGGUGGCCCCCCCUGCAGACAUCCCGUUCCCACCCCCCCUGGAUGAGGGGAUGCGAGAGGCCGUGUACCUGGAACAUGUCGCACCCCCUCCACCUCCACCGGAGAAGGAGGAGGAGAAGGAGGCUCCCUCAGGUGAGGAAGAAAAGGUGUUUACUGAGGAGGAGGUGGAAGACAUCUUGGAAGGAGUCACUACAGAUGAACUCAAGGAGGUCAUCAGUUCUGUCGUGAACGAGAUGCUAGGUUCACUGUCAGCAGAUGUAGGAGCAAAAUUAAAGGAGAGGGAAGCGCAGUACUUAGCAAAAAUAAGCAAGAUGCAAAAAAUCGCUGAGUAACUUGUAAAUAGAUUUGCAACAUAUGUACAUACUUUUUAAGAUGUUUAUAUACUGUCUCAGUACAUGGUCAUAUAUUGUUUAUGGCAGUUUAUAUUAUGUGUAUGUGAUGACUUAAUAACAUGACCAGUGUAUAUCUUGCAAUAUGUGAUUCAACAGAUUUGGUGAAUAUUUUUGUAUUUUAAACAAUUAUGUUUUGUGAUUUUGAAUUCUUUGAAAAGUUAUUGUUUUAGAUAUUGCUCUCAAGUCUUAUGAUUAUACUUUACACAUUUCUGAUUACAUGUUUAAUUGACUCUUUCAAAAUUGAAACCAAGCAGUUAAUUUAAUUUGUCUCUCACCCACAAUAUGUGUUGUGAAUGUGCUCUUUAUAUUCAAUCCAUUCUGAAACAUUUUGUAUUCAUUCGUUUUAUGAGGUAAUUACAUUUAGAUGUUUUCUUCUGCUGUAUUUCUUCAUUUAAAAUUGUACUUAGUAGUUUGUGCACAGUAUAGGGUCAAUAUUACCUAAAGUGCUUUGACGUUUGAAGACUUGUAUAACAUGACUGUACAACUGUUUACAAUUUUCUGUAAAUACCACUGACUUAUUUGCAAGCCAAAAGGUCAUUAAGUCAAAUAUAGACCCCAAAACCUAAUAACAGAACACAAAAAUACCCACA